Molecule: messenger RNA, 2556 nt
Organism: Leishmania mexicana MHOM/GT/2001/U1103
Lineage: Eukaryota; Euglenozoa; Kinetoplastea; Trypanosomatida; Trypanosomatidae
Exons: 1
Coding region: 1-2556 (851 amino acids)
Source: RefSeq, a predicted model, not a curated record
AUGACGGCUCACGCAAACAGCGGCUCUGGCGAUCAAGGGUCGCUGCCCCCGGUAGAGCAACUGGUUGACAGGCAGGAGCAGGCAUAUCGCACGCUUCGGGCCACCAUCGCUGCCUCUUGCGCUCUGGGUCAUCGCUCAUGCCAGGUGCUAUGGGGGCCGCGUGGCAGCGGCAAGCACCGCAUUCUGCGUCUUCUUGCUCACGACGUUCGUCGCACCCCGAACACCUUCGUAAUGGAGCUGCACGGGCGGCUGCUGAAGGACGACGAGGCGGCCCUCGGCGUCAUUGCCCAGCAGCUGCUCUCCUUCUUAAAAAGCCCGCAGUCGGCGCAACUGCGCGCGGUGCAUUACCUCUUGCGCACCGGCACCUUCGGGUUUGGCCAGCUGUUUCACUUCGAGCGGCACAUGCAGGACGACGGCAUGGUGGCGGUCGCGGCGACAGCGCCAGGACUCACCGCACGCGCUAUGGACGGUGCGGAUACGUUACUCCCGCACAUGUCUCAGCACAUGUCUGAAGACGGCGGCCGAAGCGGCGCGAAUCGGCGGCAGCGCCCGUCAACGGUGACUGCCCCGCCAACGAAAGUUCUGCAUCGAGGGGCGAGGCGUGCGCGCUGGCGCUCGAGUCGCCCCGCGCCUGGUGAUCUGGCGGACAGCAACGCGGACGAGUCGACUGAGGAUUCGGAGGACGAAGCUACUGAGGACGAAGAAGACGUGCAGGGGAGCGGCGUCAUGGUGACGUCCACCACGACAUACCUCACCGGCGGGGCAGCGAGUGCCCUGCCUCAUCUCCAGCAAGCGCUUCUCCUCCUGAAGAGUCUAGGCUGCAGCAUUGUCGUGUGCGUCCGCGACAUCGACGUUUUCGGCAUCCGCUGCGAUCAACUCCUCUACGUCCUCUCCGGUCUCAUGCACGAUAGUGACGGCGGCGGCGGCGGUGCAGGCGGCGGCGGAGGGCUGUCUCUCGUGCUGGCAUCCGCCGCGCCUGACAUCCGCCAGCUGGAGAAACGGCUCUCCAGUCGUCUAACGUGCGAGACGCGGUACGUGCCGCUGUUGCCAUGGUCCCUGCGCAACCUGCUUGCCGCUACGCUGCACACAACGGCGCAGGACGCGUCGCACCAGGUUUGCAUCAAGGAGGUCGGGCGACGAAGGGCAGAGCUAGUGGCAACACUGCGUUCUGGUGCGACGAGACUGCGACAGGGCACGGAGGGCAGCGGCAAGAUCACAAAGCGUGAGCAGGAGGCACUGAAAAAGUCGAUGGCUGACCUGGAGGCGCGACUGCACGCGAGCGAGGCCGCGCUGCGAGAAUUGCGGGCACAGCGGCGACACCUUCUCAGCCUGCUCGACACAGAGACUGCGCCCACGACCAUGACAUUCGGCGCCAACAGUGCCGGCGAGCCGGCACUGGGCUACUACACAGCUUCCAGCUGGCGCUCUUCAGCGUUGCCGUCGCCGCUGCAGCUACAGCAGCUGGCACCCACCUCUGCAAGCUCAGCGUCUUCGUCCUUUACGACUGCUCGCACCUGGUCUGUCAGCUCGCUGCACGCCCACUCCUCUCUGACGCUCGAGGUGCAGUGCGUCAUGUGCGAGGAGCUUCUCCAACAGCUCUGUUGCCCCACACGCGCGCGCCAAGCACGGGGUCCUGCUGGUGUUGAUACCGUCUGUGGCAGCGGCUGCCCUUCGCUCGCGCAACUGGUGACAGAGCUGAGCACGGAGCUCGAGCUGAACAGCAGCACCAGCUCAACGGUGCUGACGGUGCUGGCGAAUCACCUAUGCAAGGCUGCUAGCGGUGCCGUCGAUCUUCUUGGCGGAAGUGGUCGGCGCGUGCUGCUGAGUUGGUUGCGCGUACGGCUGCGGCACGAGCCCAUCCCUCCAGCGGCCCCCAGCGUCACCUCGCCCGCCCAGGGAAGCACUGCGUGCCCAGCGGGGGUACCACAGAUGAUUUUGCUGCGCUGGCGGGAGGAGGCGCAGUCCAUGGCGCUGAGCACCCCCGACCGUCGUGCAGGACUCGCCAAAGAAGUAGCGAUGAAUGAGCGCUGCGUUGGCCUUGACCUCCAACCACCGUUUGCUGUUGGAGACCGUGAGCCAGUGGCGACGGAUGGUGCGGACAUCAGCCGCUCAGAGCACCACCGCCAGCUUCCAGGGCUGCCGCCGCUGUCUUUGCUGCCCCCGAACCUACACGACCUGCUUGCCGACGGUCAGCUUGUUGGCAUGGGCUACGGCAGUCGCGAGGUGCUGCUGGUCCUCUUCUACAUGCACAUACACCACACCAGCGGCGUGCAAGAGCGCACGGUAGCCGAUCUUCUGGAAGACGUCUCCUCCUCGCUUGGGACGAAGGCGGCCGCUGCGCUAGAUCGAGAGGCGUUCCGCCAUGCCAUUCGCCUGCUGUGUCGCUGGCGGCUCCUGCGUGUGGUGGAGGCGCACUCACAGCUGCUCGAGAUCUGCGGCAGCGACGCACGACUACGCGAGUUUCUCUUGACCGUGCUAUCCAAGCAGCCCGAGUGGUGUGAAGCUGAGUUGGGCCUCGACGCACGCGAGAUCAUGCGCUUCCGCAGCCUCCUGUGA